Molecule: messenger RNA, 999 nt
Organism: Vicia faba (fava bean)
Lineage: Eukaryota; Viridiplantae; Streptophyta; Magnoliopsida; Fabales; Fabaceae
Source: the annotation of a GenBank genome assembly
AUGGCACCGUCCAAGAUUGUUGCGGAGUAUGCGAAAUCGAAUCGUUCUAUGUGCAAGACAUGCUCCGAAGCCAUACAAUCCAAAACCCUAAGACUGGGAUUGGUCUCAAGGGACAUGAGGAGAAACAUGGACAUUACGAAAUGGCACCACUUCACUUGCUUCCCUCUACCCUCCUCCAACUCUUCUCCUAACACCAUUACCGGAUUUUCCUCCUUGAAGAGCGGUGACCAGGAAGCUCUCACGAAGUUAUUUGCUGGAAAGGACAAGUCUGAAGAGGCUGGUGAAGCAACGGAAGACAUACAAAACGAAAAGCAAGAUACCGAAGAAAGUGGUUCAAAGAAAAGAAAAUUAUCCACGUCUGAGGUUAAUAUCACCUUUUCCGUUUCUGAUGUCAAGAGUACAUACAAGGAUGCUACCCUUUUGCCUAAAUGGAAGGCAUUCCAGACAGUCAUUUUUCUUGAAGGGGAUGAUGGUUUGCAAGAUUCAAGUAAAAUCGCUGCAUUUGAUUUUGAUGGGUGUCUUGCGAAAACUGCUGUGAAUAUAACAGGUCCUAAUGCUUGGUCCCUCAUGUAUCCCUUAAUUCCUGAUAAACUGCAAACCUUAUACAACGAUGGCUACAAACUGGUAAUUUUCACCAAUGAAUCCAAUAUUGAUCGUUGGAAGAAUCAAAGACAAAAAGCCGUGGACUCAAAAAUUGGACGGCUAAAUCAGUUUAUUGAGAAAGUGAAGGUCCCAAUUCAGGUUUUUAUAGCUUGUGGGACAGGUGGUAAAUCAGGCAAGGCUGGAACAAAGGAAGCUGAUCCUUUUCGGAAACCAAAACCAGGAAUGUGGCACCUUAUGGAGAAACACUUCAACUCUGGCAUUACCAUUGAUAUGGAUCAAUCAUUUUAUGUCGGUGAUGCAGCUGGAAGAGAAAAAGAUCACAGUGAUGCUGAUAUUAAAUUCGCAGAGGCUAAUGGUUUGAAGUUUUAUCUCCCUGAAGAGUACUUUGACGCAUGA